AUGAAUGGAUGUUACUGCGCUCCACGGCUUUCGCCUCCUCCUGAUAGCCGAGCACCCUGCAGCAGCACCCUGCAGCCGCACCCUGCAGCAGCACCCUGCAGCCGCACACCCUGCAGCCGCACCCUGCAGCAGCACCCUGCAGCCGCACCCUGCAGCAGCACCCUGCAGCCGCACACCCUGCAGCCGCACCCUGCAGCAGCACCCUGCAGCCGCACCCUGCAGCCGCACCCUGCAGCAGCACCCUGCAGCCGCACCCUGCAGCAGCACCCUGCAGCCGCACCCUGCAGCAGCACCCUGCAGCCGCACACCCUGCAGCCGCACCCUGCAGCAGCACCCUGCAGCCGCACCCUGCAGCCGCACCCUGCAGCAGCACCCUGCAGCCGCACACCCUGCAGCCGCACCCUGCAGCAGCACCCUGCAGCCGCACCCUGCAGCAGCACCCUGCAGCCGCACCCUGCAGCAGCACCCUGCAGCCGCACACCCUGCAGCCGCACCCUGCAGCAGCACACCGGCAGCAGCACCCUGCAGCCGCACCCUGCAGCAGCACCCUGCAGCCGCACACCCUGCAGCAGCACCCUGCAGCCGCACCCUGCAGCCGCACCCUGCAGCAGCACCCGCUGA
Messenger RNA from Cyclopterus lumpus (lumpfish), 621 nucleotides. Its product is annotated as transcriptional regulatory protein AlgP-like. NCBI's taxonomy places the organism in Eukaryota, Metazoa, Chordata, Actinopteri, Perciformes, Cyclopteridae. The record is from RefSeq and is a predicted model, not a curated record. The transcript has a single exon. Bases 1 to 621 code for a protein of 206 amino acids.